UGAAUUGACAUGAACAUGAAGACGAAGAGUAGUAAUUCAAUAUUGGGGUGGUCUUAUUUGAUGAUGUUGAUGAAGAACAAUUUGCCUUAUAUAUGCAUGGUGGUGUGCAAUAUUAUAUUUGCAGGGAUGGCCUUGUUCGCAAAAGCUGUAAUUUCUAAAGGAAUGAACCCUUAUAUCUUUGGUGCUUAUCGUCAAGCUUUUGCCACUCUUGCCUUGGCCCCUUUUGCUUUCUACCUUGAAAGAAAGAACUCCGCUCCGCUAUACUCUGUAAGAUCUUCUUGGUUUCAUUGAUUGGGAUUACACUGUGCAUAAAUCUCUUGAAUGUUUCAUUUUGUUACGUCCCAGCAACAUUUGCUUCUGCCACUACUAACACAAUUCCUGCUAUUACCUUUAUCAUCGCCAUUCUUUUAAGGAUGGAAAGCGUUGCCAUAACUGAAUGGAGUGGAGUGGCAAAGGUAUUGGGUACAAUGCUAUGUGUUGGUGGGGCUGCGGUGUAUUCUUUUGUGAAGGGGCCUCUUGUGUAUCCACAGGCUGCCCAAGAUCAAAAUUCACACUCAUAUACAGGGUGUGGCACCAAAGCACAGUGCCUAAAAGGCUCUCUUUUUCCCCUCUCUGCCCAGGCUCUUUGCUCUUUGUGGCUUAUUAUGCAUGUUCUCUCUCUCUCUCUCUCUCUCUCUCUCUCUCUCUCUCUGCCCAGGCUACUUGGUCUUUGUGGCUUAUUAUGCAGGGUCCUCUUACAAAGAUAUAUCCAGAUAAACUAAGACUUACAACAAUACAAUGCUUCUUUAGCUGCAUACAAUCGGCAAUAUGGGCUUUGGCAGUUGAGAGGAACAUAUCAGCAUGGAAACUUGGUUGGGAUCUUAACCUUCUUGUUGUGGCCUAUUGUGGUGUAAUUUUCGUAGCGCUGACAUACUGGUUGAGAAUUUGGGUGAUAGAGAAGAGAGGCCCAAUUUUUUCAGCUGCAUUUAAUCCAUUAGCAUUCAUUGUUACAGCCAUCUUCUCAGCAAUCUUGUGGAAGGAGACCCUUCAUUGGGGAAGUGUUUGUGGAGCUUUACUGCUAGUGGGAGGCCUCUAUGGUGUUUUGUGGGGGAAGCACAAAGAAGCAAAAGCCAAACCAUUACUUGAACAAAAAUCAGAAACCAAAGAAGCCAAAUCAGUUAAACAGAAAUCAGAAACAAAAGAGGAAAGCGUAUAGCGGUGUACAAUCAAAAUGCUGUGUACUUGAAAAAAAUAAUAAGUCAAGAACUUGAGUGCUGGUCACACUGUAUUAUUGACUUUUAUAAUUACCUUGUCCA
Messenger RNA from Camellia sinensis, 1295 nucleotides. Lineage: Eukaryota; Viridiplantae; Streptophyta; Magnoliopsida; Ericales; Theaceae. The record is from RefSeq and is a predicted model, not a curated record.